This is a messenger RNA of Moneuplotes crassus, 1105 nucleotides long. The record is from the annotation of a GenBank genome assembly. NCBI's taxonomy places the organism in Eukaryota, Ciliophora, Spirotrichea, Euplotida, Euplotidae.
UUUAAAAUGGAGAAAGAAGAGAGUAAAGCUCCUGAAGUUUACAAGAAGAAGAAAUUGCUAGGCGAAGGUGCUUCUGGUAAAGCAUACCUCGUCCAGUGAGGAUCUGAUAAGAGUAAAGCAGUUGUCAAGCAAAUCAAUGUCGAGGAUAUGGCAGACAAAGAUCGUGAAAAGACUCUGAAGGAGUCCCAAUAUAUGGCCUUAUUCAAGCAUCCCAACAUUGUCAGGUUCAGAGAGAACUACAUGACCAAGAAGGGUAACCUCUGCAUUGUGAUGGAUUACUGUGAUGAUGGUGACCUUUACAAAUAUCUUGAGUCGUUAGACACAAAGCUCAAAGAAGAAGAUAUUCUUAACCUUUUCGUUCAAAUAUGCCUUGCUUUGAAAGAAAUUCAUGAUGAAAGGAUCAUUCAUCGAGACUUAAAGUCGAUGAAUAUCUUUCUAACAAAGAGAGGCAUCCUGAAGUUAGGUGAUUUCGGAAUAGCUAAAUUAUUUUCCACUAUGACUGUAGAGGCAAGAACAAGGAUUGGUUCUCCUUGAUACCUUUCUCCAGAGAUUGUGUCUGAUCAACCAUACAAGCAAUCAUCAGAUAUUUGGUCUUUGGGAGUGCUCCUAUACGAACUUUGCUGUCUCACACCUCCCUUCGCUGGAUCAAAUUUCAAUGAUCUAUGUGAAAAUAUCAAGAUUGGCAAAUAUGAGGAUAUUCCAGUAUUUUACAGUGAAGAGCUCGGCCAAUUAAUCAAGGCAAUGCUAAACGUUGAUCCGAACAUGAGACCUACCAUAAAUGACAUCCUUCAGCACCCUCUGCUCGUUCCACCCCUGCUUGAGCACGUCAAAAGUGAUAUUUUCAAGAAGGAAUUUAUUUAUUUAUCCAAAUUUGUUAAGGCCAAAUCAGAAGACACCAAAGAAGAAGCAUCCUCAAAGAAGAGCUUAACAAGAGAGCAGUUGAGAUAUAAGGAAUAUGUGAACAAGAUUGAGGAAUUAAUCAACCCUCCUGAGGAGUGUAAGCCCUCUAAGAGUUAACCUUCGUCUAAAGAUAUGGCAAUACCUCGAGAUUAUUACUUCAAUCUUCCAAGAUUUGUACUGAACCCAUUUUCAACCUUACCCAAAU